Messenger RNA from Marmota monax (woodchuck), 8844 nucleotides. It is a transcript of the gene Plxna1, whose product is annotated as plexin A1. Gene Ontology annotation, molecular function: semaphorin receptor activity; protein binding. Gene Ontology annotation, biological process: negative regulation of cell adhesion; regulation of cell migration; regulation of cell shape. The record is from RefSeq and is a predicted model, not a curated record. Bases 22 to 5775 code for a protein of 1917 amino acids. Lineage: Eukaryota; Metazoa; Chordata; Mammalia; Rodentia; Sciuridae. The transcript has 31 exons. Gene Ontology annotation, cellular component: semaphorin receptor complex.
GCUGUGGCUCCCGGCCCCGUGAUGCUCGCCCCUGCAGGACCUGAGCACCGAGGCCCAAGCCCCGGGCGCGCCAUGCCGCUGCCACCUCUGCGCCCGCAGGCGCUCUCCAUGCUGCUGCCCCUGCUGCUGUUAGGGGGCCUUUGGGUGGCUGCAGGCUCGCCCAGGACGGACGGGACCCCGCCACCUGCCUUCCGCACCUUCGUGGCCAGCGACUGGGGCCUCACCCACCUGGUGGUGCACGAGCAGACGGGCGAGGUGUACGUGGGCGCGGUGAACCGCAUCUACAAGCUGUCGGGGAACCUGACGCUGCUGCGGGCGCACGUGACGGGCCCCGUGGAGGACAACGAGAAGUGCUACCCGCCGCCCAGCGUGCAGUCGUGCCCGCACGGCCUGGGCAGCACGGACAACGUGAACAAGCUGCUGUUGCUGGACUAUGCCGCCAACCGCUUGCUGGCUUGUGGCAGCGCGUCGCAGGGCAUCUGCCAGUUCCUGCGCCUCGACGACCUCUUCAAGCUGGGCGAGCCUCACCACCGCAAGGAGCACUAUCUGUCCAGCGUGCGCGAGGCGGGCAGCAUGGCCGGGGUGCUGAUCGCCGGGACCCCCGGCCAGGGCCAGGCCAAACUCUUCGUGGGGACCCCCAUCGACGGCAAAUCGGAGUACUUCCCCACGCUGUCAAGCCGUCGGCUCAUGGCCAACGAGGAGGACGCGGACAUGUUCGGCUUCGUGUACCAGGAUGAGUUUGUGUCCUCGCAGCUCAAGAUCCCGUCGGACACCCUGUCCAAGUUCCCCGCCUUCGACAUCUACUACGUGUACAGCUUUCGCAGCGAGCAGUUCGUGUACUACCUCACGCUGCAGCUGGACACCCAGCUCACGUCCCCCGACGCCGCCGGCGAGCACUUCUUCACCUCCAAGAUCGUGCGCCUGUGCGUCGACGACCCCAAGUUCUACUCGUACGUCGAGUUCCCCAUCGGCUGCCAGCAGGCGGGCGUCGAGUACCGCCUGGUGCAGGACGCCUACCUGAGCCGGCCUGGCCACGCGCUGGCCCGCCAGCUGGGUCUGACCGACGACGAGGACGUGCUGUUCACCGUGUUCGCCCAGGGCCAGAAGAACCGGGUCAAGCCACCCAAGGAGUCCGCGCUCUGCCUCUUCACGCUGCGCGCCAUCAAGGAGAAGAUCAAGGAACGCAUCCAGUCCUGCUACCGCGGAGAGGGCAAGCUCUCGCUGCCCUGGCUGCUCAACAAGGAGCUGGGCUGCAUCAACUCGCCCCUGCAGAUCGACGACGACUUCUGCGGACAGGACUUCAACCAGCCCCUGGGGGGCACGGUCACCAUCGAGGGCACGCCCCUGUUUGUGGACAAGGACGACGGACUGACCGCCGUGGCUGCCUACGACUACCGGGGCCGCACCGUGGUGUUCGCCGGGACGCGCAGCGGCCGCAUCCGCAAGAUCCUGGUGGACCUCGCAAACCCUGGUGGCCGCCCGGCCCUGGCCUACGAAAGCAUAGUGGCCCAAGAGGGCAGUCCCAUCCUGCGCGACCUCGUCCUCAGCCCCAACCGCCAGUACCUCUACGCCAUGACGGAGAAACAGGUGACACGGGUGCCCGUGGAGAGCUGUGUGCAGUACGCGUCCUGCGAGCUGUGCCUGGGGUCUCGGGACCCCCACUGCGGCUGGUGUGUCCUGCACAGCGUCUGCUCGAGGCAGGACGCGUGUGAGCGCGCGGACGAGCCCCAGCGCUUCGCCUCCGACCUGCUGCAGUGCGUGCAGCUGACCGUGCAGCCGCGCAACGUGUCUGUCACCGUGUCCCAAGUGCCGCUCCUGCUACAAGCCUGGAAUGUCCCCGACCUCUCGGCCGGCGUCAACUGCUCCUUCGAGGACUUCACGGAGUCCGAGGGCAUCCUGGACGAUGGCCGCAUCCACUGUCGCUCGCCCUCCGCCAGGGAGGUGGCGCCCAUCACGCGGGGCCAGGGGGACCAGCGGGUGGUGAAGCUAUACCUCAAGUCCAAGGAGACGGGGAAGAAGUUCGCGUCCGUGGACUUCGUCUUCUACAACUGCAGCGUCCACCAGUCCUGCCUGUCCUGUGUCAACGGCUCCUUCCCCUGCCAUUGGUGCAAAUACCGCCACGUUUGCACGCACAACGCCGCCGACUGCGCCUUUCUGGAAGGCCGCGUCAACGUGUCUGAGGACUGCCCGCAGAUCCUGCCCUCCACCCAGAUCUACGUGCCCGUGGGCGUGGUGAAGCCCAUCACCCUGGCGGCUCGGAACCUGCCCCAGCCACAGUCUGGCCAGCGGGGGUACGAGUGCCUUUUCCACAUCCCGGGCAGCCCGGCCCGCGUCACCGCCCUGCGCUUCAACAGUUCCAGCCUGCAGUGCCAGAAUUCCUCGUACUCCUACGAGGGCAACGACAUCAGCGACCUGCCGGUGAACCUGUCUGUCGUGUGGAAUGGCAACUUUGUCAUCGACAACCCCCAGAACAUCCAGGCCCACCUCUACAAGUGCCCGGCGCUGCGCGAGAGCUGCGGCCUCUGCCUCAAGGCCGACCCGCGCUUCGAGUGUGGCUGGUGCGUGGCCGAGCGCCGCUGCUCCCUGCGACACCACUGCCCCGCUGAUGCGCCCUCGGCCUGGAUGCACGCGCGCCAUGGCAGCAGCCGCUGCGCGGACCCCAAGAUCCUCAAGCUGUCCCCAGAGACGGGCCCCAGGCAGGGAGGGACGCGGCUCACCAUCACCGGCGAGAACCUGGGCCUCCGCUUUGAGGACGUGCGGCUGGGCGUGCGCGUGGGCAAGGUGCUGUGCAGCCCGGUGGAGAGCGAGUACAUCAGCGCCGAGCAGAUCGUCUGUGAGAUCGGGGACGCCAGCACGGUGCGCGCCCACGACGCCCUGGUGGAGGUGUGCGUGAGGGACUGCUCCCCCCACUACCGGGCCCUGUCGCCCAAGCGCUUCACCUUCGUGACACCAACCUUCUACCGCGUGAGUCCCUCCCGUGGGCCUCUGUCAGGGGGCACCUGGAUUGGCAUUGAGGGGAGCCACCUGAACGCGGGCAGUGAUGUGGCAGUAUCCAUCGGUGGCCGGCCCUGUUCCUUCUCCUGGAGAAACUCCCGGGAGAUCCGUUGCCUGACGCCCCCGGGGCAGAGCCCUGGCAGUGCCCCCGUGGUCAUAAACAUCAACCGCGCCCAGCUCGCCAACCCCGACGUGAAGUACAAUUACACCGAGGACCCCACCAUCCUGAAGAUCGACCCCGCGUGGAGCAUCAACAGUGGUGGGACCCUCCUGACGGUCACGGGCACCAAUCUGGCCACGGUCCGGGAACCCCGUAUCCGGGCCAAGUAUGGAGGUGUCGAGAGGGAGAAUAGCUGCAUGGUGUACAAUGACACUACCAUGGUGUGCCGGGCGCCCUCCGUGGACAACCCGACGCGCAGCCCCCCGGAGCUGGGGGAGCGGCCGGAGGAGCUGGGCUUCGUCAUGGACAACGUGCGCGCGCUGCUGGUGCUCAACUCGUCCACCUUCGUCUACUACCCCGACCCCGUGCUGGAGCCGCUCAGCCCCACGGGCCUCCUGGAGCUGAAGCCCAGCUCCCCGCUCAUCCUCAAGGGCCGGAACCUGCUGCCCCCCGCGCCCGGUAACUCCCGGCUCAACUACACGGUGCUCAUCGGCUCCACGCCCUGCGUCCUCACCGUGUCCGAGACGCAGCUGCUCUGCGAGUCGCCCAACCUCACAGGCCAGCACAAGGUCACGGUGCGGGCCGGCGGCUUCGAGUUCUCCCCGGGGAUGCUGCAGGUGUACUCGGACAGCCUGCUGACGCUGCCCGCCAUCGUGGGCAUCGGCGGGGGCGGGGGCCUGCUGCUGCUGGUCAUCGUGGCCGUGCUCAUCGCCUACAAGCGCAAGUCCCGCGACGCCGACCGCACCCUCAAGCGGCUGCAGCUGCAGAUGGACAACCUGGAGUCCCGCGUGGCCCUGGAGUGCAAGGAGGCCUUCGCAGAGCUGCAGACGGACAUCCACGAGCUGACCAAUGACCUGGACGGCGCGGGCAUCCCAUUCCUCGACUACCGCACGUACGCCAUGCGGGUGCUCUUCCCGGGCAUCGAGGACCACCCUGUGCUCAAGGAGAUGGAGGUGCAGGCCAACGUGGAGAAGUCGCUGACGCUGUUCGGGCAGCUGCUGACCAAGAAGCACUUCCUGCUGACCUUCAUCCGCACGCUCGAGGCCCAGCGUAGCUUCUCCAUGCGCGACCGCGGGAAUGUGGCCUCGCUCAUCAUGACGGCCCUGCAGGGCGAGAUGGAGUACGCCACGGGCGUGCUCAAGCAGCUGCUGUCCGACCUCAUCGAGAAGAACCUGGAGAGCAAGAACCACCCCAAGCUGCUGCUGCGACGGACCGAGUCGGUGGCCGAGAAGAUGCUGACCAACUGGUUCACCUUCCUCUUGUACAAGUUCCUGCAGGAGUGCGCCGGGGAGCCCCUGUUCAUGCUCUACUGCGCCAUCAAGCAGCAGAUGGAGAAGGGCCCCAUCGACGCCAUCACGGGCGAGGCCCGCUACUCCCUGAGCGAGGACAAGCUCAUCCGCCAGCAGAUCGACUACAAGACCCUGACCCUGAACUGCGUGAACCCCGAGAACGAGAACGCGCCCGAGGUGCCCGUGAAGGGGCUCAACUGUGACACGGUGACGCAGGUCAAGGAGAAGCUGCUAGACGCCGUGUACAAGGGGGUGCCCUACUCCCAGCGGCCCAAGGCUGGGGACAUGGACCUCGAGUGGCGCCAGGGUCGCAUGGCCCGCAUCAUCCUGCAGGACGAGGACGUCACCACCAAGAUCGACAAUGACUGGAAGAGGCUGAACACGCUGGCCCACUACCAGGUGACAGACGGGUCCUCAGUGGCGCUGGUGCCCAAGCAGACCUCGGCCUACAACAUCUCCAACUCCUCCACCUUCACCAAGUCCCUCAGCAGAUACGGCCUGGUCCCCGCAGAGAGCAUGCUGCGCACGGCCAGCAGCCCCGACAGCCUGCGCUCGCGCACGCCCAUGAUCACGCCCGACCUGGAGAGUGGCACCAAGCUGUGGCACCUGGUGAAGAACCACGACCACCUGGACCAGCGCGAGGGCGACCGGGGCAGCAAGAUGGUCUCGGAGAUCUACCUGACGCGGCUGCUGGCCACCAAGGGCACGCUGCAGAAGUUCGUGGACGACCUGUUCGAGACCAUCUUCAGCACGGCGCACCGGGGCUCGGCGCUGCCGCUGGCCAUCAAGUACAUGUUCGACUUCCUGGACGAGCAGGCGGACAAGCACCAGAUCCACGACGCCGACGUGCGCCACACCUGGAAGAGCAACUGCCUGCCCCUGCGCUUCUGGGUGAACGUGAUCAAGAACCCGCAGUUUGUGUUCGACAUCCACAAGAACAGCAUCACGGACGCCUGUCUGUCCGUCGUGGCCCAGACUUUCAUGGACUCCUGCUCCACGUCGGAGCACAAGCUGGGCAAGGACUCGCCCUCCAACAAGCUGCUCUACGCCAAGGACAUCCCCAACUACAAGAGCUGGGUGGAGAGGUACUAUGCUGACAUCGCCAAGAUGCCCGCCAUCAGUGACCAGGACAUGAGCGCAUACCUGGCGGAGCAGUCGCGGCUGCACCUGAGCCAGUUCAACAGCAUGAGCGCCCUGCACGAGAUCUACUCCUACAUCACCAAGUACAAGGACGAGAUCCUGGCGGCCCUGGAGAAGGACGAGCAGGCGCGGCGGCAGCGGCUGCGGAGCAAGCUAGAGCAGGUGGUGGACACGAUGGCCCUGAGCAGCUGAGCCCAGCUGGUGACCGCUGGCAGGAGCAGAGGAGAGGGCUCUGGCGCGGGGACCGGGGGACAGCCCUUGCCCAGCUGCGGAGCGCCAGGGCGCAGGCCCCCUCCCUGCUUCCUGGGGGCCGUUUUCCUGGGUGUGGAAGUGACGGUGCCCACCGCGCCACCUCUGCGCCCGGGCUGCCCACCCCGGGGCCUGGAGAGCCAGGCUGGCCGGCCCUGCCCAGGGACCUUGGCCACCUGGCAAGAGCUGCCCAGUGGCCUUCGUGGGAGAAUGAGGUGGCCUCUGAGUGGCCGUGGUUUAAGGCCGAGCCCUCCAGGACGAGGGGCAGCCAGCCUGGCCCACUGCGGAAGGACAGGAUGGGGGGCUGCCACCAGCGUGCAGAGCCUGGGGGUCCCCGGGACCUGGUGGCAGCCAGAGGAAGAGCGAGACCCCGCAGCCUCCACGCCCAGCCCGAGCCUGCUGCCCACGGCCAAGGUCAGAUUCACCGCGUGCUGUGCGCGGCCGAGCCGGAGGGCCACGUCCACCUGCCCUGCAGAGAGGCCGUCCCCUCCCAUGGAGGGGGCGCCACUCCCAGCCCCUGAGUGACUGGCGGACUAGGCGACCCCUCUCUGUCCUCAGGACCGUGCCUCUGGGAGCCACCGGGCUGGGGCUCCGGUCACAGGGCGCAUGCUCCCGUUAUUUAUUCCCCUCCAGCCCUGCUCCGGCGCCAGCUCCGGGCCACCCGCAGGGUGGGCUCCUGGAGGCAGCAGGCCACGGCCUCCGGCCUCCCUCUUCAGCCUCCGUCUGUGGCCUCCAUCUGCGGCCUCCCUGUUCGGCCUCCCUCUGUGGCCUCCAUCUGCAGCCUCCCUCUGCAGCCUCCCCGCCCCAGCCCCCACCAAGCAGCUUCCAGUGCGGCUCUCAGCAGCGUCUGGCCCCUUCAGAGCCAUUGGACACCCGGGGACCGAUUUGAUUUUGCAACAAGAAACCCUGCUGCAUCCGUCUGGGGAGCCCCAGGGCCACCCCGCAGCCUGGGUCCCUUCAGGCCCGAGAGAGCAGUGGACCUGUAGUGCCCGAGGGACUCGAGGUCGGCUGCUGCCCGCCCAUGCCCUCCGUGAGCGACAGGACGAGUUGGGUGACAGACCUGUACAUAUAUAUGUAUCUGUCUGUGUAUAUAUAUGUGGCCCCGCCCGUGGGGCCAGGCAGUCCACGGAGAGGACCCCACAAGGUCCCAAGAGCAACUGAGAAGAAACGUCAGGGCAGUGGGCAAGGUGGCCCAGGUCCCCGGGGCCGGGGCCACGCGUGUGCACUCCCGGGGGACACGCACCCCGCUGCCCUGGGCCCCGGUUUGCAUGAUCGUGUAGCGUGUAGUCUGCGUUGACCUUUCCAAACUGCAAGUGUUGAACAUAGAGGUGGUUAGAAGACCCGUGUUUCUUUUGAACUUCGAUUUGAUUUUUGAAAGGGAUCAGUCCCUUGGUCACAAACACACAGCAGCCAAGCGGCCCGCCCCAUCCCCAGGUUCACUUUUUCGAUGGUACUAAAGAGUCUCACGGACUUUAAGGGACAGCUAACUGUGGCCAGACCCACCCUGGGCACCGGGACGCGCAGGCCCCGCACCCCCUGGGCUGCCACCUCGGUGUCCCCCCUCCUAAGCAGCGUGAGCCAGUGGACAUCAGGUCGGAAGCCGCCCCUCGGCGUCGGUGACAAGAAGGUGAACUUCUGUCUCAGGGAGCCCCCCACCCCCACGGGGCGCCCAGUGGGGCUUGGGCACCCUGGUCCCCACCAGCCUGAGCUCUGGCCACCGCCGUCCCCAGUCCCCCGUGGGUGUGGGCUCACUCCCUGGGCAGACCUGGGGACCAGGGCAGAGGCUGGUCACUCUCCAGAUGGGCUGUUUCCCGGCAGUCCCUUGAGGGGGCCAGGACACCCCCCCCGGGUCCCCUCCUUCCUUCCGGCUCGUGCCCCGGGCCUCCGUGUGUCCCCAAGUCUUCCCUGGACGCUGGCUCCAGACCGGAGUCCCCAGUUCUUCCAGUUCUGCCCCAGCCGCGGGGUCCUUGCUCCGUGUCACCUUCAGUCCCCGGUCCCCUCCCGCCCUCCACCUUGGGGCACCCCGGGGAGCUGGGCCGUCACCCAGCUGCCAGGCUGCCCCGGGCCCAGGUGGCCGUGGGGACGGGCCAGCCGGGCGACACCUGCACUUUAGCCUAUCUGUUUACAUGCGAUUGGUCCAGCCGAUGCCCCCGAGCUGUCCCCAGUAUGGCAGCCCGGGGUCCCCGGGCCGCCCCUUCCUGCCGGGCCUCGCACUUGGGCCUGUGGCCUCUCCUCCCAUAGUUGUCCUGGGCCCCAGCGCCACCGGUCACCUUCCAGGGCCUCCCGCCAGGGACUCUGACCCAGCUCUGGAGAGGGGACAGGUGGGUGGUGGCUCCGGGGUGACGUGUCCCUGAGUUUAAUGCCCAUUUUGCCUCUGGGGCCACUGCAGGCCCAGGAACCGAGCCCAGCCACACUCCAGCGCGACCUGGCGGGGGACCCUGGAGGCCACCUGCUGCUCGGAGCCCCGCCCCCCCACCUGGCUCCCCACUGUCCCCCCACCCCGGGGUGCCCAUGCGCAGGCCUGUCCCCGGCCCUUGAUAUACCUCGAGCUCGUCAGCACUGCCUGGCCCAUGUCCCCUCCACCCCAGGGGACACAUGGACGAGGGGCCCAGGGUGCCCCAGACACCUGGCAUCGAGUCCCAGGCACAGGCCCUGCCACCCUGCCCUGCCCUGCCCUGGCCUCCCGAUUUCCCUCGCUGAGGUCCCUGUCCCCAUUUGUCCCCAAGUUCUGGAUCUGAUGGCUCACGCCGUUGGUGCUACCCAAGCUAGAAUAGAUAUAUUUAGAGAGAGAGAGAGAGAUAUUUUUAAGACGAUGCCCACAAUUAGCUGUCCCUUAACGCCGCAGGGGCCCCCACCCCACCCAAAAGAAGAAUGGUCCCUUGGGUGGCCCAGCUGACCGGCCCUCAGCCCUCGGGUGUGUAAAUAUCCGCCUGUUUCCUAUUUUACUGUCCUUCAAAUUUAGUACUUGUAAAUACACACACAUUAAGGAGAGAUUAAACAUUUUUGCUAAAA